GUGAGGUAAUAACACGGCUAGUAUGUCAACUACUACUGUGACUAAUAGUAGUAAUAAUUCCCUAGUGAUUUGAACAGAGAGAUCUGCAUCAAGUGAUUCAAGACGUCGUCGUAGAAGUACGAUUGUAAAAAAGGACUAUUUUGCAAAAACACUGUCACAUUUAAACUAACCCAUGGUAUGAAAUAAACUCAGCUUUUUGUGUUUGUAUUUUGUCCAUCAUAAUUGUCAAUGUUCAUAUACAUAUAUAUGAAUAUGUAUGAAAUAUUUUAUUCAGUGAGGAUUUUUAAAUGACACUUGUGUUUGUGCUGUCGAUUGCAUCACCAAAUACCGGCCAACAGCAAUAACAUUCAUAAUAUAUUGGAAAUUCUUCUCAUUCUAGAGAAGCUUUAUUGGAGCACACACAUCCACACCCAUUUACAACAGUUCUCAACUGCGGACAAUGCUUGAAGAGCUCAGUGUACGUGAAUUAAACAGUGUUCAUAGUUCUGGAGGCUGGACACCAUCGAGUAACAGAAGCAGAUCAUCACGUUGUCGUGAAAGCUACUGUUCUGACAUAGAUCUAUUACCUCCAUUGUACAAAACAGUAAUAACUGACAAUCAAUUGGAGGGAAACAACCAAACCGGUGAUAUGACUCCUGUUGUCGCCGUUAGCGAUGACGAUGCUGAUGUUGAUGGUGAUAAUGAAGAAAAUCUUAUGAACUGGUUAAUGAAACAAUUCAAAGAAAAUGGUUUAGACAGUCAGCAUAAUUUGACUCCAAAUAAUCUUGAUAAAGUUGAUGCAUUUACAGAUUUGAAUGAAAUCAACAAAACACCUUCUGUGGAAAAUAAUCUACCCAAAGAUGAUACAAGAUCUUCAAUUUCAAGUUUUCAAGGCAUUCUUGAUUCGCUAAAAGUGAAGGCAUCAAAUAAUUUUGUGAUAAUGAAUAACCAGUUGAGUCGUAACAGCAGAGAACGAUGUGACAGUAAACAGCAACAACAACACUAUUUUCCACGAAUGUAUCCACCAGUCAGAGAUUCAUCAACGGAAUCUAGGCGAUUGUGUGUAUGUGGCGCAAACAAAUUAGAUGCAUACAUGACGGCAACCAGCCCAAUGAUGAGAAAUUCAAAACAUCACUGUAAACUUAUGAACGAUCUGUUUCAUCAGAUAACUAAAAAGCUGGGAUCCUUACACGACUGUGACACGCAGAUUAUCGGAGAACUCCAGAAUGCAAGUAAAAUAAUCAAGGAUUUGAAGAGUAGGGCGUCAUCUGGACCUGUAACACCCUCUCCUCAAUGCAGUUCUCAACACUAUCAACACUUAUAUCGAUCACAAGCAUCAACACCUGAUGCUUGUAAAUCGUCGAAUAAUAGUCUGAGAAAGCAAACCGUGAUAAAACAUUUUCCUAAAAAAAGAAGUACAAAUUAUUUGAAUGAAGCUCCUGAAUGGCCUGGAGGUGACAAUAAACACGCGGAUUCAGUUUAUUCUCCUCAACUGGACAAUCGAUCGUCAUAUGAUGAAAAAGAUCAUCAAAAGAGUCCAUAUCUAAAUGGUUUAUUCCCAGCUAUAAAUGAACGUCGUUUAACUCAAAGAAAAUUUACUGAAUCCCCAUGGGGACCAAUAACAGUUGAAAAAGUUAGCAACUCAUCAACUGACUUUGAUCAUCAUGCAAGAAUCUCCAAUCAACUGUGGAUGAAAAAUGAAAAUCCUUCAAAAUACAUAAAAUCUUUAAAAAAAUCAUCAUUGAGUACAACUAAUCUGGAUCAAUCAUCAAAUGAGUCCAUUGCAACUAGUAAUCGAUCAAUGCCGAGGUCUAAACUACCAAAUAAUGAACGAUUUUCAAGUCAGUUGACUUUACCGAUGUAUUCUUCAAAUACACUGAGAAAUAAGUCACCAACGUCGAAUGUGUUAAACACACCUGAAGAGAUAAAUCAAUCCUUAGAGAAUAAUAACUCCAUGAAAUUGAUAAUGAGCAAAGGAAUUCAAUCACUUUUGAAAUCACCAUUCAGAAGAAAGGCGUGUACACCUGGACCAAAUAAUAAUAAUCAUUUCGGGAUGUUGAAUCCAUUGAAAUUACAAGGACGAUCAGUCAGUCUGGCUCAAAUUCAUCUACCAGAUGAAACUUCCACACUGAAAUAUGUAUCCAAUGAUCAGCUCAACAAAAGUGGAUACAAAUUAGAUGUACCUUAUAGUAAACCAUUACUGCUUAAGGAAUUGGCAAAACCCAAGGCUUAGAAGUCAAUAUAUAAAUAUAUAUAAACAGAAACACAUUGGAAAUGUAUUCAUAUAUACCUUGAAACUGUU
This is a messenger RNA of Trichobilharzia szidati, 2281 nucleotides long. The record is from the annotation of a GenBank genome assembly. Lineage: Eukaryota; Metazoa; Platyhelminthes; Trematoda; Strigeidida; Schistosomatidae.